GAUUUUGCCGGUUCAUGUCAAGGGCCAAAGACCGGUGCCCCACGCUUCAAGUUAAUAUAACUCACUCAUUCGACGGCAGUUGCACAGUAGGGAAGCGACUCCCUGGAAAUUACAUUUGACACACCUGUCGUCAAUUGCUUACAGCUGAGCCGGAGUAGUAACACAAGACCGAGUAGGAUACUUCUCUCACAAUAUUGGAGGACAGCUAAAGGAGCUCCGGGAGACAUGGAGUUCAAGGAUCUAACGACCAGGGUCGGACUCUGGUAUGGGAACUUCAUGAAUAAUGCAGACCCCAGGACAGAAGACUGGUUUCUCAUGUCAUCGCCGCUCCCCCAGACCGUAGUAAUCGUGGCGUACAUCUACUUUGUGAAGCGGCUGGGGCCCAGGCUCAUGGAGAAACGCAAGGCCUUCCACCUCAAAGAAGUUCUCAUCAUCUACAACUUCAGCGUCGUUGCCUUGUCCCUCUACAUGUGCUAUGAGUAUGUGAUGUCGGGCUGGGGGACGGGCUACACGUUCCACUGUGACCUAGUGGACUACUCGGACUCGCCGCAGGCAGUGAGGAUGGCAGGGACGUGUUGGCUCUACUACUUCUCAAAGUUCAUAGAGAUGUUGGAUACGAUCUUUUUUGUUCUGAGGAAGAAGAACAGCCAGAUUACGUUCCUCCAUGUCUACCAUCACUCCAUAAUGCCCUUUACCUGGUGGUUUGGUGUCCGCUUCGCUGCAGGUGGCCAGGGGACGUUCCAUGCCCUGUUGAACUGUGUGGUCCAUGUCAUCAUGUACUCUUACUACGGCCUGUCUGCCCUGGGCCCCGCCUACCAGAAGUACCUCUGGUGGAAGAAGUAUCUCACCACCAUUCAGCUGAUCCAGUUUGUGAUCGUGACCACCCACAUCUGGCAGUAUUUCUUCAUGAAGGACUGUCCCUACCAGUUCCCCAUCUUCAUCUACAUAAUAGGCCUCUACGGCCUGGUCUUUCUCCUCCUCUUCCUCAACUUCUGGUACCACGCCUACACCAAGGGUAAGAGGCUGCCCAAGGUGCUUCAAGCCAAAACUUGGGCCCACCCCUACAAUAAAACUAAUGGCCAAUACAAUAGUGAAAUAACCAACGGGAAUGGUUUCCAUCACGACAAGAAUGAGUGACAGGGUGUCCAGCAGAUCAGGCUAAGGAUUGGGGGUUGAAUGCAUUUGAAUAUCAGCCUAUUCAGCAACUGAAAUUAGACAUGGAUUUCCAAUAUAAAAGUCAGCACACCUUUGAUUUCAAAGAGAAUUGACACCAACCCUCUGGACCUUCUGAUCUCUUCUGUUCUCUCUGCUAAGGCGCAAUCUCUUCUGUUCUCUCUGCCAAGGCGCAAUCUCUUCUGUUCUCUCUGCUAAGGCAAUCUCUUCUGUUCUCUCUGCUAAGGCAAUCUCUUCUGUUCUCUCUGCUAAGGCGCAAUCUCUUCUGUUCUCUCUGCUAAGGCGCAAUCUCUUCUGUUCUCUCUGCUAAGGCGCAAUCUCUUCUGUUCUCUCUGCUAAGGCGCAAUCUCUUCUGUUCUCUCUGCUAAGGCGCAAUCUCUUCUGUUCUCUCUGCUAAGGCGCAAUCUCUUCUGUUCUCUCUGCUAAGGCGCAAUCUCUUCUGUUCUCUCUGCUAAGGCGCAAUCUCUUCUGUUCUCUCUGCUAAGGCGCAAUCUCUUCUGUUCUCUCUGCUAAGGCGCAAUCUCUUCUGUUCUCUCUGCUAAGGCGCAAUCUCUUCUGUUCUCUCUGCUAAGGCGCAAUCUCUUCUGUUCUCUCUGCUAAGGCAAUCUCUUCUGUUCUCUCUGCUAAGGCGCAAUCUCUUCUGUUCUCUCUGCUAAGGCGCAAUCUCUUCUGUUCUCUCUGCUAAGGCGCAAUCUCUCAAAGCUUUGACCCAAUGCUGUACUGUACUUUUGUAUUACAUAUUUUCAAUUUUUAUACCUGUGCAUUCCUUUCCUGUUCAGGGUGAGUCUGUGUUUUUAAUAAACAGAUUUUGAAUGUUAGAUAAGUGUUAGGUUAGCCAAUGGUGAGACCGUUCAGUAGCUUUGUCUAGUUCUGUCAAACCAGCCUGAAUAACCCACACUUCCUAUGACCUGUUCUCCUCUGCUGUUUAGAAUUGGUGCUGAAGCUCUCUAGUUUUGGCUGCAGGAUUCAGCUUUGUGACCUUGCGUUCAGCUGUUUUUUAUUUUUCAAUACCUGUAGUUUUUAUACAUUUGUUUGUACAUUUAAUUAUAAACAUUUAUGUAUUAUGUUAUUGGAGUCUAGCCUUGAGGAUGAUUUUGUCUAUCGGCCAUCUCCCAGUAAUGGCCUGAAUUAUUUCCUGGGCCUGUUCUCAUGGAUGGGAAAAACUCUGGGCCCUACCCAUAGUACACCUGUAAUGGUGGAGGGGUAUAGGAAAACCAUUGUGCCAGUAAGAACUGAUGUUUACAUGUAUACUGAGUGGAGCAUAUUCGUGGUGACCCCCUCUUUUGUAAAUUCCUCACCCACUUCUCUGGUUUGAGCCACAGCCUCUACUGGUGCUGAGAAAUGUUCAACGCCAACCUGCUCCUGAUGACAGUUGUUGGCCUACUUUAAAAACUGUAUUUAUGUCCAACAGAAAUGACGGUGUGUAUUUGAAGCCAGAUAGGAAGGAGGUAGUGCAGUACUGUUCUUGCAGGAUCCGGAGCAGAGCACAAGUUUAGCUUUAGCUCUGUCACAAGCAUGGCACAAUAUUUGAAAAACAGUAGCCGUUGUUUACCACUACAUGCAUAUUCGUUAAAUCUUCUGUUCCAAAUUGAGUUCAGUUCAGUUAUGACUUGCUAUGCCAUGCUUAUGACAGUUUAAAGUGGACUUUCUCAUUGAGUGUUCAUAUUUGGUGCUCUCCUGGUGAUUGAGGACACCGCAUUAGCUGAGUGUAGGAUGGGCCUCCACAGGUGUAGUAAAACACCAGUGCCUUGGGUGCAGGCUGAGUCCAAUAAGCAACAGCGAUCUAGCUGAUCUGCAAAUGAUUUGCUGAUGUUACCCAUGUGGGUUACGUACCAUUCAGUGCCUUUGUCAGAGCCCCUCCAGCUCCUUGAUGUAGUUAUGAGUGUCCUCCAGACAUGAUGCCACAAUCAUUCUGUAUAAAAAGUCAUUUGUAAAUGUAAUAUUUGUAUUUAUGAUAAAAAUAAAUGCUCUUUAUACUGUUA
This is a messenger RNA of Oncorhynchus kisutch (coho salmon), 3155 nucleotides long. RefSeq names its product elongation of very long chain fatty acids protein 7. Gene Ontology annotation, molecular function: fatty acid elongase activity. The record is from RefSeq and is a predicted model, not a curated record. The transcript has 8 exons. Gene Ontology annotation, cellular component: endoplasmic reticulum; endoplasmic reticulum membrane. Bases 226 to 1137 code for a protein of 303 amino acids. Gene Ontology annotation, biological process: fatty acid elongation, polyunsaturated fatty acid; very long-chain fatty acid biosynthetic process; fatty acid elongation, monounsaturated fatty acid. Lineage: Eukaryota; Metazoa; Chordata; Actinopteri; Salmoniformes; Salmonidae.